Molecule: messenger RNA, 1098 nt
Organism: Triticum turgidum subsp. durum (durum wheat)
Lineage: Eukaryota; Viridiplantae; Streptophyta; Magnoliopsida; Poales; Poaceae
Source: the annotation of a GenBank genome assembly
AUGUCCACCGCCACUAAAGGUACAGCUGGCUACGACCGCCGCCGGGAGCUUCAGGCGUUCGACGACACCAAGGCCGGCGUCAAGGGCCUUGUCGACGCCGGGGUCACCACCAUCCUGCCCAUCUUCCACCACCCUCCCGACUCCCUCGCCACUUCCUCCACCGCCACCAUCCCGGUCAUCGACCUCUCGGGCCGCCGAUCCGAAGUGGUCGGCGAGGUGCGGGCGGCGACCGAGACGGUGGGCUUCUUCCAGGUGGUCAACCACGACGUGCCGGCUGACCUCCUUGCUGAGAUGGUCGCGUCCGUGCGGCGGUUCCACGAGUCGCCGGCCGAGGCCAAGACGCCGCACUACACCCGGGACCUCGCCAAGAAGGUCCGGUUCAACUCCAACUUCGACCUGUUCCAGUCGCCGGCGGCCAACUGGCGCGACACCCUGUUCUGCCAGGCGUUCCCGGACCCGCCGGAGCCGGAGGAGCUCCCCGCCUCCAUGCGGGGCGUCUUGCUCGAGUACGGCGACGCGGUGCGGCGGCUCGCCGUGCGGGUGCUGGAGCUGGUGUCGGAGGCCAUGGGGCUGGCGCCGGAUCGGCUGGAGAAGAUGGGGUGCGUAGAUGGCCUGAGCGUGGUGAGCAACUACUACCCGCCGUGCCCGCAGCCGCACCUCACCCUCGGCACCAGCCGGCACUCCGACCCGGCGUUCCUCACCGUGCUCCUCCAGGACGACAUGUCCGGCCUCCAGGUGCUCGUCGACGGUGGCAGCGGCGGCGAGAAGCGGUCGGUGUGGGUGGACGUCCCUCCGGUGCCUGGCGCUCUGGUGAUCAACGUCGGCGACCUGCUCCAGCUGGUGAGCAACGGGAGGCUGAAGAGCGUGGAGCACCGGGUGGUAGCCAACAGGAGCAGGGACAGGGCAAGGAUCUCGGUGGCGGCGUUCUUCAAUGCCGACCUGAGGACGACGACGGCGGUGUACGGCCCCAUCGAGGAACAGGUGUCCUCGUCGGCGCCGCCGUUGUACAGGAGCAUCACGGUGGGGGAGUUCCUCUCUCACUACGACGGCAAAGGCCUCGACGGACGCCCGGCGCUGGACCACUUCCUUCUUCCUUAA